AUUACUGAUGAGAAAAAGCCAAACAAGAUGAGUAACAAAUCUCCAACAAAGCAACCACCUGCCAAAUCUUCGGGUAAAAAUGUUACCUGCAAUGUUUUCUUGCUUGACGGAGAAAAUGUGGAGUUCAGCAUUGAUAAGAAUGACAAUGGCCGAGCUUUGUUUGACAAAGUAUGCACGCACCUGGACCUUAUAGAGAGAGAUUAUUUUGGCCUGACUUACACGGAUGACAGAGGACCCUCUCAUCUGAAGUACUGGUUACAUUUAGACAAGAAGAUAGCAAAACAGAAGAAACGUGGUCCUUGGGUUUUUGAAUUUGCCCUGAAGUUCUACCCACCUGAUCCUUCACAGCUAAGAGAAAGCCUUACAAGAUGGCUAGUGGUGCUGCAAGUCAGGAGAGACUUACUGAGUGGAAGGAUCCCAUGCACUUUCACUACAUAUGCUAUACUAGGAUCUUACAAUGUGCAGGCGGAUAUUGGAGAAUAUGACCCCGCUGUUCAUGGAAAUGCAUACGACUACAUCAAAGACAUGGCCUUCGCUCCAAAUCAAACACCAGAGCUGCUGGAGAAAAUUGCAGAGCUUCACAAACUACACAAAGGCCAAACACCAGAUGAGGCUGAAAAAGGCUUCCUGGACAAUGCCAAAAAACUGGCCAUGUAUGGUGUUGACCUUCACAAAGCCAAGGAUUCUGAAAACAAUGCUGUCAUGGUUGGAGUCUGCUGCAGUGGCUUGCUUAUUUUUCGAGACAAGCUUCGCUUAAACCGCUUUGUUUGGCCUAAGAUUCUUAAGUUGUCUUACAAGCGCAACCAUUUCUACAUCAAGAUUCGACCUGGAGAGAUGGAAAGGAAUGACACAACUAUCAUGUUCAAGCUAGAUAACCACAGAUUGGCCAAACGCUUGUGGAAGACCUGUGUAGAGCACCAUGCAUUUUUCCGUUUGAGAGAAGCCGAGAAGCCUAGCAACAAUGUGACCUUCCCACGUUUCGGAUCCAAGUUUCGCUACUCUGGUCGCACACUGUACCAAACUAGACAAACAGCAGCACUUUUGGACAGGCCACCUCCUUUCUUUGAAAGGUCACAGCCAGCCAGAAAUACCAUGCCUGACACAGGGACUCGUUCACGCAGCAUGGAUGACAUGGGUCGUCCCAAGAAAAGAGGCUCAUAUGAAGAUGGAAUGUAUGAUCCAGACAGAGCGAGUAAAGAGUACCCCGGGAAAUAUGGAGAUGGAAAGGACAAAAAGGAUGUUAAGGGUGUUCCUACAGCUAAAGCUCAGGCUGGCAGAGAUGGGGAAGGUCGUGGUGCUGGAGAUGAGAAUACAUUGCAGAGACGGCCGUAUGACUCAGACACUGCCGACCGAAAGGACAGGCUACCAAGCCAAGGGGAUGCAACUCUAGAGCGAGAAAUUGGUAGAGGCCAUGGUGACACUAUGGGUCUCCCUGAAGGCCAGGAGAAGCCUGAAACGGAAAAGGAGAGAAAAAAGAGAGAAAAGGAAGAGGAAAGAAAGAAAAAGAAAGAGGCUGAAGAGAAAAAGAAGAGGGAGGAAGAAGAGAAGAAAAAGAAAAAGAAGAAAGGCAAAGGAGACUUGGAGACCUCAGAAGACAGGGGAGAUAAAAUUGGAUACGAUCCUGCCACAGAGACGGCGUUUGGUGUUAGCCCCGGAUCUGCACCACUUGAAGGCAACGGAUAUGACAAAGAUGGUUAUGACAGGAAAGGUUAUGACAAAGAUGGCUAUGACAGAGAUGGCAAGGACAGACAUGGAAAACCCCGGAAGGACAAAAAGGGUGGGCUUUUCAGCCGGAUCAAAAAAGGUGGCAAAGACAGUGACGCAGAAGAAAGUCCAAGAGGAAAAAAUAACAUUUUGAGUUCUGCUCCUGGCCUGCCAUAUGGCGUUGGUCUCGGUGUCGGCAAGGGAGAUAUGACUGGCGUAGUGGGUGAAGAGAAAUCUGUUGACAACAAGCUCCGGUUUAUACCCAUUCCUGCACCUCCCAAACCCUCAUAUAUUAAUAGACCAAUCUGCAUUCAAGCAACAUCAAGUCAGUCUGGUUAUCUUUACUUACUAAAUAAUUUCCUGACUACGAUGCCUUUCUUCCAUCCUGCAGCCACAAGCACGGUCGGCCGCCCUAAAGUUCCUCCUCCUGUUCUUCCCAAAGGCAGCCAUGGAUUGGAUGACAGCUUCAAUGCACCAACAGUUGCCACGAAAACGGUCAAAUACAACCCAAAUUUCUCUGAGGUGACACUGUCCAGUAGGAGUGUACCCCUGGUGAGAACAGAAACUCGCACCGUCUCAUACACACAGGGCAACUCUACAUAUGAGGUGGAUGAUGACGGGUUGAUGAGUGAGCAGUCUCGCAGCUUGAGAUUGCAGUCAUUUGAAAGCAUCCCUUCCAAGGCAAAUAGAAGUACCUUCUCGGGAGAUGAAGACGAUGAUUAUGAUUUCGAUGCUGCCCUGACUGAUGCCAUCCGCUGUGUGACAGAGUUCAACCCUGACAUGUCAGUUGAGCGUAUUGAGUGUGUUCAGCAGUUAGAGGAUGUCAAGAAUGGCAAAUGA
This is a messenger RNA of Candidula unifasciata, 2544 nucleotides long. The record is from the annotation of a GenBank genome assembly. NCBI's taxonomy places the organism in Eukaryota, Metazoa, Mollusca, Gastropoda, Stylommatophora, Geomitridae.